Molecule: messenger RNA, 1521 nt
Organism: Hyposmocoma kahamanoa
Lineage: Eukaryota; Metazoa; Arthropoda; Insecta; Lepidoptera; Cosmopterigidae
Gene: Ork
Exons: 6
Coding region: 26-937 (303 amino acids)
Source: RefSeq, a predicted model, not a curated record
UCUUUCACAGGAACAAGACGCUAAUAUGGCACCAGGCGAUCGCUACGAUCCCAACGACUAUUACAAUCAAAAUCAGGAGUUGGAAGAUUACCUGCGAUUCCUAUACCAAUACGACAACCGUUUCGGAGAAAGGAACAUGGGUCUAGGUGGUACUUCGUUACCUGGACGGAACUUAAAUGGAAUCGGUGGAAAUCUCGUUGGUAGAAAUCUAGGCGGCCUUGGAGGGUCAUCACUCGCUGGACGAAACACCCACGGUAUUGGAGGAAAUUUAGUAGGAAGAGAUGUAGAUGGUGCUAGAUACUCAAGAUUUGUGGACUCCCUUGGUGGUGGAAACCUUGUGCGUAGCAUGGACUAUGGCAGAACCAACAUGGCACGGAACCUUGAUUCCAUUGGAGGCGGAAACCUGGUCAAGAAGAACCUCGAUCAACUUGGUGGACCUCACCUUAUUAAAAGGACCUUGGAUUCUUUAGGGGGAGGGAACUUGGUUCGUAACCUUGACUCCAUUGGAGGAGGAAGUCACAAAACGAGCAAACUGGACGCUUUGGGCGGUGGGCAUCAAAGAGAGGCUCGUGAUGUCCACCGCGGCCUGCCGUUUCUAUUUUCUAGACGACUCGAGUACGCCAGCCCAUAUGGAGCCAACUACGAAGAACUGCAUAAACGUAAUUUCGACGAAAUUGAUCGGUCGGAGCUGGACCCGUUUGUGAAGAGGAACUUCGAUGAGAUUGACCAGACGUCGAUGCCGUUCCCCUACGCCGUUAAGCGCUUCUACCGCUUGUACGGAAACUACCUUGACACGCCACCGUACUCCAGGUCGAACUUCGACAAGAAAAGAUUGUACCGGCCGGAGUACCCCAUGGACGAGAUAGACCUGUCCCACUUCCCCAUUGGCUCGAAACGGUCUCUCGACAGCUUCCCUUUCUCUCACGCACGCCGCUAAAAUACCUCCCCUUGCCUCAACGAAUCAAGAAGAUUACAACUUCAAAUACUUAUAAAUAAACAAAUAAAUUAUAAUGACACUUCACACAACCUGAGAAAAACAAAUGAAGAGCAAUGGGAUAGGGCGUGAGAUGCGCCAGAGCGACUUACGCAUACAGAAUAGCAAUAUUUCCCCUGGGUUUUUGUUAAUCCAGUAACAUAAUACAUAAUACUCACUUUAAUUAAGUCUGUUUUGUCAGUGUUUAAUAGAAUUCUCGAAAAUUUGGCGUCAGGAAGGUGGAAUGCAAAAUUGUUUACGCUCUUCAGUUCCAACACACGGAUUUAUACCUUUUGGAAAUAUAAAACAAUGUUCUUGCAAAUUUUGUAAGGUCGUACUAAUACAGACUAUUAAUUAAUCGUGAUUAGAACACGAACUAACCCUGUUGUACAACCAAAACUUCGUACAUUUAGAUAGUUAAUUGGUAGCAUACUAAAACGUUAUGAAAAUUGUUCUCGUAUUCGGUUCAGCUAUUAAACUUUCAGAUAUAUAACUAAAUAAUGUAAAUUCCAUUAAAAAUGUGUAAACUAUGUACUUAUAAUAAUAUU